GCUAUUUUCCGCUUUUCAUAGUUGUGAUAUGAACGGUUGACAUGGAUGCUGGGCAUUUUUUUUCUUCCGGUGAUCAUCACACCUGUGCAUCCGCUACUCCACGGGGUAUUUAUUGAAAAUCAUUAGAGUGAAAAGGUUAAAAACGAAACCGUUUUUGGAUCCGUUCAUCUUCACUUUUAUAAACUUGUGAGACCCUCAGGAGAAAUGGAGCUGAUGGGAUCCACGCUAACGGCCACAUAUGCCCGUCCCAAAACCAGUCACUUCCUCCCUGCCAUCUCCACCAUGGCAUCCAGCUACCGCGGCCACCAACCAGCCCUGGCCAUGAGCCACAGUGCCAACCAGCCCUGGAGGACCAACACCUACUACAGGACAGGGAGUGCCAUCCCCGCCUUCUCCUCCCUCCAGAGGGAUAACCUCGACCUGGUCCGGGCCAACACCACCUUCUACCCAUCCAACAGGUCUGCCUUGACCACUCGCUACACCCCAAACGACUGGUACAUGUCCAACCAGAGCAACUACAGGGAGUCGGAGUCUUCCAGGAACAGCGCGGAGAGACUGAGGAAAGACACCAUCAGGCUUAUGCAGGAUAAGGAGCAGUUGACGCGACGCACGCAGGAGACCACCAGCAGGAACAUCGGCGAACGCCUCAACGACAUCGUCUUCUGGCGGUCGGAGUUGCACCACGAGAUCGACAACAUGGUGAGCGAGAUAGCGGCCCUCACCGAGGUGAAGAGGAGGCUGGAGAGAGCGCUGGCCGAGACGGAGGGACCGCUCCAGGUAUCUCAGGAGUGCUUAUACCACAGGGAGAAGAGGAUGUCCAUCGACCUGGUGCAUGAUGGCGUGGAGAAAGAUCUCAUCAGGGAAGUAGAGGUCAUCAAGUCAUGCCAGGAAAGGAUGAGACGCCACCUGGACAGAGCCGUCGCUCAGCUGGCGUCGAACCGAGCGUCCCAACACGAGCUGGAGAGAGACCUCAACGACAAGGUGACUGCCCAGAGGAUAGACGACAGGUGCCACCAUCUUAGGAACACGUCGGAUGGCAUCGGCUACUACAGAGGGAUCGACAGACUGGACCCCUCGCUGUCCUUGCCCGACUCGUGGUCCAAGUUCACGGACGACAACCUUCUCCACUCCCAAAGCCAGCGUGUGGCCUCGCACAAGCUCCGGGAUGAGAUUGAGGUGCUGAUGAACGCCACGUCCAGUGAGAUGUGGAACCAGUUCAACAAGGUCAACAUAGCCUUCACCGGCCGCAUGUCGGAGACGUCGGACGCCAAGAACAGCCUUCAGACCCAUCUGGCCAAGACCCUCCAGGAGAUCUUCCAGACGGAGAUGCUGAUUGAGUCCCUGAAGAAGGCGCUGAGAGACAAGGAGAACCCCCUGAGGGUGGCCCAGACCAGGCUGGAGGAGAGGACACGGAGGCCUAACGUGGAGCUCUGCAGAGACAACCCCCAUCACAGACUGAUCAGUGAGGUGAGGGAGAUCGAGGACACCAUCCACAAGCUGCGCGAGAGGCUGCAGGAGGCAGAGAACACCCUGCAGACGCUGGUCAAGACCAAGGCCACCCUGGAACACGACCUGUCCGUCAAGGCCAACUCCCUCUUCCUGGACCAGGAGAAGUGCAUGAGCAUGCGCAAAACUUUCCCCAGCAUGCCACGCCUGGUGGGCUACACCUAGAUACAGCUCACCUAGACAGGACCACAUGACCACCUAGAUAUCACCCACCUAGACAAGACCACAUAACCUCCUAGAUACAGCUCACCUUGACAGGACCACAUAAGCACCAUAGAUACAGCUCACCUAGACAGGACCACAUAAGCACCCUAGAUACAGCUCACCUAGACAUGACCACAUAACCUCCUAGAUACAGCUCACCUAGACAGGACCACAUAAUAUCCUAGAUACGGCUCACCUAGAUAGACCACCUAACAACCUAGAUAUAACUCACCUAGACAGGACCACAUGACCACCUACAUAUAAAUCACCUAGACAGGUCCACAUGACCUCCUAGAUACAGCUCACCUAGACAGGACCACAUAAGCACCCUAGAUACAGCUCACCUAGACAUGACCACAUAACCUCCUAGAUACAGCUCACCUAGACAGGACCACAUAAUAUCCUAGAUACGGCUCACCUAGAUAGACCACAUAACCACCUAGAUAUAACUCACCUAGACAGGACCACAUGACCACCUAGAUAUAAAUCACCUAGACAGGUCCACAUGACCUCCUAGAUACAGCUCACCUAGACAGGACCACAUAAGCACCUAGAUAUAACUAACUUAGACAGGACCACAUGACCACCUAAAUAUAACUCACCU
This is a messenger RNA of Hypomesus transpacificus, 2314 nucleotides long. It is a transcript of the gene tekt3, whose product is annotated as tektin 3. NCBI's taxonomy places the organism in Eukaryota, Metazoa, Chordata, Actinopteri, Osmeriformes, Osmeridae. Bases 205 to 1671 code for a protein of 488 amino acids. The transcript has 8 exons. Gene Ontology annotation, biological process: cilium movement involved in cell motility; cilium assembly. Gene Ontology annotation, cellular component: microtubule cytoskeleton; sperm flagellum; nucleus. The record is from RefSeq and is a predicted model, not a curated record.